Messenger RNA from Botrytis fragariae, 471 nucleotides. RefSeq lists its product as uncharacterized. NCBI's taxonomy places the organism in Eukaryota, Fungi, Ascomycota, Leotiomycetes, Helotiales, Sclerotiniaceae. The coding region runs from base 1 to 471 and encodes 156 amino acids. The record is from RefSeq and is a predicted model, not a curated record. The transcript has 3 exons.
AUGUCGUUGAAGACAAUCCCGUUUGAACGGUGGGAUAUUUCCGUGUUAUUGGCCUUAUGUACGGCUCAGCCUCCUGAUCACCGUGGUUCGCAUCAGUUUGUGGUUUUUCGCCAUUGGAAAUUACUCGCAGAGGUCUGUGAUGAUCUUCGAUCAAGCAAUCAAUCAAUCAAUACUGUAGUUCGUCGCCAUGAAAGUUUAAUACAGAGAGUACACCUACCACACCCCAAAGCCUUAUCUCACGCCUUCCAAGCUAUAUCGAAAACAAUUAAGACGACAAUACUAUUGGAAGAAUUGAAAUUGGAAUUGAAGGAAGUGUUGUCGGCCUUGAAAUCACUACACACAAACACACAAACUACCGCGAGACAACCCUCCAUUCAACGAAUCCCCAGAGAAGACGGAAGAAUGAAAUUUGGAAAUUGGAGAUUAGACAUUGGAUCAAUUCAUGGAACUAUCUAUAUUCAUGAGGUUUAG